AUGGCGGCCCUCAUCGUCAUAAGCCGACAAUGGAAACAAACAACUGCUCCAACGAUCCACCAAUGCAUCGCAGCUGUGGAAACGACUAAGACUUAUGAACUUGCAGCAAGGAAAACAGGACGGAACAACACCUAUUGGACCACAGCGUGGACCAUAUGGGAUAGAAAUAACAGCAAGCUGUAA
Molecule: messenger RNA, 183 nt
Organism: Pelobates cultripes (western spadefoot toad)
Lineage: Eukaryota; Metazoa; Chordata; Amphibia; Anura; Pelobatidae
Source: the annotation of a GenBank genome assembly